Messenger RNA from Diprion similis, 1356 nucleotides. RefSeq lists its product as uncharacterized. NCBI's taxonomy places the organism in Eukaryota, Metazoa, Arthropoda, Insecta, Hymenoptera, Diprionidae. The record is from RefSeq and is a predicted model, not a curated record. The transcript has 5 exons. The coding region runs from base 139 to 1272 and encodes 377 amino acids.
CCAAAACCGGAUCGAGUUGUCUUGUUUUCUUCGCAAUCGUGAAUUCUUCAGUCAACGUCGCAAAGAACAAAAGGAAGGAGGAGUUCGAGAAUUGGAAAUUUUAUUCGUUAGAAGCCAUAAAGAAUAUUUCGUGUCAGAAUGCCUGGACGUAGGAAGCAGAUGGGCAAAAACACUACACUACAACAUGCCGCACAGGAUGCGAGCACACAAACAACUCCAGAUAAAACUUCACUUCAAGUUGUACAAUUAAAAGAAGAAGUAAAAUUAUUGAAACAAACGCUUGACUGUUUGUUGAAAACCCAAUUGUCAAACAGCAGACAAGAUGAUAGUUGUACAGUGCUUGAUAAAGAACACGGACAUAGUCAGGCAACUGCAGCACCCAGUUCAGGAUCAAACACUGAAUCUCAGGAGCGACAGCCCGAUCCGGUAACAGCAAGUCCAACAACAAAUAAGAAAUCUGGGAAAGGAUGUGCUUGCAAAGGCAAGUGUAUAAGCAAACCUUGCGGUUGUGUGAAAAAAGGGAUUCCUUGUGGGGAAUUUUGCAAGUGCAAACACGCUAAAUGCCAGAACAAGGAAUUGAACAAAGAAAAUAUCGCGAAUCCAAAUGUUCAGGCCACAUUGGCUGGGGUGGCAGACCAUGUCUCGAGUAAUUUGUCUGCACUUACGCUCAAAGACAAUCAUCAGACGAGAGUUAUGGGUGGCGCUGUGGGUCCGUCUAAUAAAAACCUCAAGAAUCUUGCAAAGGCAGCAAAGAGUAUUUUUAGUCCAGAUACCUCUACAGCGUAUGAAGAUGAACUUCCAUCAGACAAUCUCAAGUUGGAUGCUACGUUUCAGUUUGGUGAUUCCAAAAAAAAUUUAAGCUAUACAUCGGACUCGUCUGUCUCACCACCAGACGAUAGGUCUCACCCCACUAAAACCAGAAUGAACAAUGCAGCAAAGAACCCUAAAAAAAUUUCUGGCAAACCACGAACUCGAGAAGAUUCUGACGACAAUGUAGAACUUUCAAUUGAUCCAAUGAAGCCGACGCGGCAAUUACCUCGUACGCCCGUCAGCGGAUCACCUCAAAGUUUUCGACUUGAACUAUCUGUUGCAUCUAUUUCUUGUUUGCAAAACGAGGCUAAAGAAGAACCAAUACUGCCUCCAGAAGAUUUUAAUGCACCGGUGGUGAAUUUAGAAGAACACUAUGCUCAGCUGCUUCCAUGUAAGCUUUGUCAUCGGAAGUUUUAUCCGUUUAGGCUAAAAAAACAUGAAGCCAGUUGUAAAAAGUUAUAAACAGAUGCUAUGUGAGCCUGAUAUUGUAUUUACGUAUUAUAUAAGCUUUGCCGUCAUAUGAGCAGAUGCUACUUGAGCCUGACA